Molecule: messenger RNA, 2121 nt
Organism: Thunnus maccoyii (southern bluefin tuna)
Lineage: Eukaryota; Metazoa; Chordata; Actinopteri; Scombriformes; Scombridae
Gene: cpn1
Product: carboxypeptidase N, polypeptide 1
Exons: 9
Coding region: 428-1774 (448 amino acids)
Biological process (GO): proteolysis
Molecular function (GO): zinc ion binding; metallocarboxypeptidase activity
Source: RefSeq, a predicted model, not a curated record
GAUUGUGUGUGCAGAGACCUGAGAUGGCUGUGGGGUGAUCUACUUGAAGCAGAAGCUCUUUAAGUGCCAAUAAAGCAAGUAGCAUGUACUUGACAAGGACCCAAAGGGAAAGAAAGAGUGAGAGAAGCAGCUGUUGGAGGAGGAGAGUGAGACAAAGAAGGAGCGGGGGGCUGUCCUAACUUGCUCUUCAGUGUGAGGGCUGUAUGUGGGAGGAGGCAGAGAGGGAGAGCAGGAGACAGAAGGGGAACAAGAGAGAAAGAAAAGAGCAAGCAGAGAGUAUGUUUGGUGUGUGAAGAGAUAAAUAUACAUCUGAAAGAGCAGCAGGGGUACAGAGAGCGAGACUGAGUGUGUUGCAUAGCUGCAGGGCAGUCUCUUCUCCAGCCUCCUCUCCUCUCCUCCUGUGCUGCACAACUUGGGCUGAGGGACCAUGCAGCAGGGUUGGACUCUUCCUUGGCUCGCCGCUCUCCUGCUGGGGCUGAUGGGGCUCCGGGCGUCAGGCUCAGAGUUCCAGCAUCACCGAUUCGAGGACAUGGUGAGAGCUCUGUAUGCAGUGCAUAGUGAAUGCCCCUACAUCACGCGUAUUUACAGCAUCGGGCGCAGCGUGGAGGGGCGCCACCUCUACGUGCUGGAGUUCAGUGAUAACCCGGGCAUCCAUGAAGCAUUGGAGCCGGAGUUCAAGUACGUGGGCAACAUGCACGGCAACGAGGUGCUUGGCCGCGAGCUGCUCAUUAAGUUCUCCCAGUUUCUGUGCGAGGAGUAUCGAGCCGGAAACCAGCGGAUCACGAGGUUGAUCCAUGACACACGCAUCCACAUCCUGCCCUCCAUGAACCCCGAUGGCUACGAGGUGGCUGCCAGACAGGGUCCAGAGUUCAACGGCUACCUGGUGGGUCGGGGCAACGCUAGAGACAUCGACUUGAACCGGAACUUUCCAGACCUGAAUGCCCUCAUGUAUUAUUACGAAAAGACCAACGGACGAAACCACCACCUGCCGCUGCCGGACAACUGGGAGCAACAGGUUGAACCGGAGACUUUGGCCGUCAUAAAGUGGAUGCAAAACUACAAUUUUAUCCUGUCUGCCAACCUCCAUGGAGGAGCUGUAGUGGCCAAUUACCCAUUCGACAAGUCGAGAGACCCCCGCAUUCGAGGGAGGACCACCUAUGCAGCCACUCCGGAUGACAAAGUUUUCAGAAAUUUGGCGAGGACCUACUCGUAUGCUCACAGCUGGAUGCACAAGGGUUGGAACUGUGGGGACUUCUUUGAUGAGGGGAUCACCAACGGGGCCAGCUGGUACUCUCUGUCCAAAGGCAUGCAGGACUUCAACUACCUUUACACCAACUGUUUUGAGAUCACCCUGGAGCUGAGCUGUGAUAAGUUCCCCCCAGCGUCGGCACUGCCCAGAGAAUGGCUGGGCAACCGAGAAGCACUGGUUUCAUACCUGGAGCAGGUGCAUCAUGGGAUAAAAGGCAUGGUGUACGAUGAAAACAACAAUGUUAUCAAGAACGCUGAGAUCUCAGUGGCUGGCAUCCACCAUGAUGUGACCACCGGAGUGGACGGCGACUAUUUCAGACUCCUGUUACCAGGUACCUACACUGUGACAGUCUCUGCCCCGGGUUACGUCCCCUCCACCAGUACGGUCACAGUGGGACCAGCCGAGGCCAUACAGCUUCAUUUUUACUUGAAAACGGCACCAAAACAAAACCCGAAAGUGAAGCCCCACAACAGCAAGAAGAACCUCUCGUCUCCCAAGGCCCCUUUAAAACUCGGCCCUAGAUGAGACUUAGACAAUAGUUUAGAUAACACACAUACACUGAAAACCCCCACAAAAAACACAUACACACAUACACACACAUACAAAUUAUGAAAAUGAUAAAUGAACAUAAUACCAUUUAUGUAUGUAAUUUUACCUUUGUAGUCCUAUGAUUAUGUAUUUCAAAGUUCUGUGCUUGUUGUUGAUAAAUAUAAAUUGUGUGUCUUUAUUAAGGAAUUGUUUGUGUAUUUAUGUAACAUGUUGAUUUGUAUGAACACAACGAUCCUGUAUUUGUAAAGGACUUUUUUGAUUUUGAUAACAAUAAUUUGAUGAAAAUUGAAAGUGAAAAUAAAGUAAUGUUUUUGCUGUCCAAA